Messenger RNA from Thyridium curvatum, 1305 nucleotides. RefSeq lists its product as uncharacterized. The coding region runs from base 1 to 1305 and encodes 434 amino acids. Lineage: Eukaryota; Fungi; Ascomycota; Sordariomycetes; Thyridiales; Thyridiaceae. Gene Ontology annotation, molecular function: cyclin-dependent protein serine/threonine kinase regulator activity. The record is from RefSeq and is a predicted model, not a curated record. Gene Ontology annotation, cellular component: nucleus; transcription factor TFIIK complex. The transcript is spliced from 4 exons. Gene Ontology annotation, biological process: regulation of cyclin-dependent protein serine/threonine kinase activity; regulation of transcription by RNA polymerase II.
AUGGCCACUGAGGAUGCCCGCUACCGCCAGUCGACGCAGUACAGGCUAUGGUCCUUCUCCCGCUCGCAGCUCGCCGAGCUGCGCACCACGACAAACGACUACGCCGCGGCCAGCAUCUCUGACCGAUUGAGCGCUUCUUCCACCACCACGUCGGCAUCUACGCCCGCCGUGUCAGCCUCCAACACGCCGAACCACCACCAGUCUUCCUCUGCCGCUGCUGCUGCUGCUCCACCCUCCUCCGAAAGCAAACCUGCGCUGCCCGACUUCCUCACCCCGGGAGAGGAAGCGCAGCUGCUCAAGUUCUACACCGUCGAGCUCCUGCGCGCCGCGGCAUUCUGCGAGCUGCCGGUAGAUAUACAGGCGACCGCCGCCGUCUUCCUGCGGCGGUUCUACCUGACCAACUCGAUCAUGACUUACCCGCCGACCGACAUGCUCAAGACGGCGUUGUUCUUUGGCUCCAAGGCCGAGGGUUACUACACGAGGCUGAAGAAAUUCGCCGAGAAUUUCCCCAACACCACGUCGGAGCAGAUCCUCGCCGGGGAAUUUCUUUUGUGCCAAGGCAUCCGAUUCGCCUUUGACGUCAGGCAUCCCUACCGUGCGCUCGAGGGGGCCAUCAUGGACUUGAGGAGAUACGGCGACAUCGACGAAACCCGCAUCAACCAGGCCCACAAGCGCGCCCGUGCCGUGCUCAAGUUCUCCUCCCUCGUCACCGACGUCUACUUCCACUACACCCCCAGCCAGAUCAUGAUGGGCGCCCUGUCGUUUGCGGACCAGGGCCUGGCCGAGCGCAUCAUCCAGGAGACCUUCAAGCACACGCACGAGGACGAGGAAUCCAGCGACGCCAACAACACCAAAGGCGCCACCGACGGCGCGGCGAACGGAGCAUCGAGCAAGGCCCGAAAGGCUGAGACGAGGAGAGAAAAGAUCGGUGGUGCCGACGUCAGGGACAAGGUACUUGCGUCGGUGAAGAGCUGUCGCGAGAUGCUGGCCGCGGAACCGCCGGAGAGGUUCAACGAGUAUUGGGGCACGCCCGAGUCCAACAACAUCAUCAAGCCCCUGAUACGGAAGCUCAAGAAGUGCAGGGAUCCGGACCGGUGGGACCUGGUGGCACUGCAAAAGGCCAAGAUGGAGAUGGCCUACAAAAAGGGCGAGAAGGAAGGCGGCGGCGGCGGCGGCGGCGGCGGCGGUGACAAGGACGACGAUGGCGCGGUCUUUGGCGGUGGCGGGAGCGGGCCGGAUCCCAAGAGGAGGAAAGUGAGCAAAAUGCCCGCGAAUGAUCCAUUCGGUCCGGCUCUCAAAGGAUGA